Purpureocillium takamizusanense is the source of this 1361-nucleotide messenger RNA. Its product is annotated as DNA-(apurinic or apyrimidinic site) lyase. NCBI's taxonomy places the organism in Eukaryota, Fungi, Ascomycota, Sordariomycetes, Hypocreales, Ophiocordycipitaceae. The transcript is spliced from 2 exons. Gene Ontology annotation, cellular component: nucleus. Gene Ontology annotation, molecular function: oxidized pyrimidine nucleobase lesion DNA N-glycosylase activity; DNA-(apurinic or apyrimidinic site) endonuclease activity; DNA binding. The record is from RefSeq and is a predicted model, not a curated record. Gene Ontology annotation, biological process: base-excision repair; base-excision repair, AP site formation; nucleotide-excision repair. The coding region runs from base 40 to 1197 and encodes 385 amino acids.
UCCGAACCCGCAAAACCACAACCACAGACAGCCCACGCAAUGCGGUCUUCGCGGGUCUCAAAGGACACAUCCAAACUCUUCGAGCGCGCCUCCGAAAUCGUCGCACCCCGGCGCGUCACCCGGUCUCUCUCCCGCUUCUCCUACGCCGGCGCUGGCGCCCUCAUCAAGAGUGGCACCCCCGACAUUGAAGAUGCCGUGCCCCCAGCCAAGCGACGCCGCAUCGACAGCGACGAUGGUGACGACGCACCGGUCGUCAAGGUCAAGGCCGAGACGCUCGAGGAGGCGCUAACCGCUAUCCCAUCGCCGCCGCCCAAGCCGAAACCGAAGCCGAAGCGCGAACGCAAGCCCGCGCGCAAGACGACCGAUCCGGACACGGGCGAGGCGACCGUCGCCCCGCCGUCCGACUGGGAGGACAUUUACAAUACCGUCAAGAAGAUGCGCCAGCCGGGCGGCAUCGCGCAUGGCGCCGCGGUGGACACCAUGGGAUGCGAGCGGCUGGCUGACCGCAACGCCUCGCCGAAGGACCAGCGGUUCCACACGCUCGUUGCGCUCAUGCUGUCCAGCCAGACCAAGGACACGGUCAACGCCGUCGCCAUGCAACGGCUGAAGACGGAGUUGCCUGCACACAAACCGGGUGCGCCGAUCGGCCUGAGCCUCGACAACAUGCUGGCCGUGGAUCCCAAGCUCCUCAACCAGAUGAUUUGGGCCGUCGGCUUCCACAACAACAAGACCAAGUACCUGAAGCAGGCCGCGGUCAUACUCCGCGAUAAGUGGGACGGCGACAUCCCCGACACAAUCGAGGGCCUCAUGUCCCUGCCGGGCGUUGGCCCCAAGAUGGCCUACCUCUGCAUGUCGGUCGCGUGGGACCGCACCGAGGGCAUCGGCGUCGACGUGCACGUGCACCGCCUCACCAACCUCUGGGGCUGGAACAAGACCAAGUCGCCCGAGGAGACGCGCCACUCGCUGCAGUCGUGGCUCCCCCGCGACAAGUGGCGCGAGAUCAACUGGCUGCUCGUCGGCUUCGGCCAGGCCGUGUGCCUGCCCGUCGGGCGCCGCUGCGGCGACUGCGAUCUCGGCGCCCAGGGGCUCUGCAAGGCGGCCGACAGGAAAAAGGUCGCAGAGGGCCGGAGGAUCAAGGGGGAGGAGGAGGUCAAGGUUGAGAAGGUUGAGGUGCAAGAAGCGAGCGAGUUCUUUUGAUUUGAGGGAUGCGGCUCCCAUGCCAUUCUGCAGGGUCCAUACCAGAGUACUCGUAUACUGUUUGUGCUUGUCUCCAUGCAACACAUUUCGCCCUCGCUGGCUGGUGAAGGGGACUUUCCCCAAAGGAAAACCUACGAAAGUAGGCCCGCACUGUUCCAAAUAGC